AUGGAGUCGACGGAACCCACCUCCGUCUUUUUUGCGCCGGAACUUUUCCACUCUCACAAUAACGACGAGCCUGUUACACAGGAAUCCCUCGUUCCCGACGCGCCGGGUGUCGGGGUCGUCGUGGGAGAAGGAGGCGACAUGAAAGAGAUGGAGACCUCGAAUAAUGAUAUCCAUUUUAACGAGGAGGAAAUCAAGCAGGAAAUCAUCGAUACGCCCUAUCCCCCACUGGAUGACGAGACGAUGCCUGGUGCAAACUCCUCGAUCAUGGAUAUGGUAGAAGAGACUCUGCAAGUGGAUAAGGCGCCGGCACAAGAUACUCCAGAGCAUGCUCCUAAACCGCGCAAACAUCCAGGAAGGUCCAGAAAGGUCGAUCCAGAUGCACCUCCCAAGUCUACCGUACAUUCUUCCAAAAAUGAAGGACAGCACACCGAUCGAAGGUAUCUCUGUUACCUAUGUAACAAACUAUUUACAAGGCGCCGUUCUGUGAGGGACCACAUUUCAAAAAUCCAUAACACAAAGACUUGGGAACCUUUACGCAGUCUGGAAAUCAUUGUCGAGCCUUCUACCGGUGAGCCAGUCGAGCCACUAGAAGAUAUUAUUGCCAGAGGUCCGCCUCCACCACCUCCCAAACCGACAAAGGCUGAAAAAGCCGCGAAGCGGAAAGAAGAAGAGGAACGGGAGGAGCAGGGGCAAGACCACGACGAGAAUGAUAAACCAGUCGAGGACGAGAUUGUCCGUGUUCCUGCAGAACCGUCUCCCACUCCGACGAGCGCUGUCGUGAGUCUCAAGAAAGAACCGUCUAUCACAGGUUCGCGAGCGUCUUCGACGGAGCCAUUUGCAACCCCGGUGCCAUUGGCAGGCAAAAAACGACCUGCAUCCGAUGACUCUGGCAAGCCGCUCUCGGCAGCGGCCAAAAAGAAGGGAACAGCAAAGAUCAAAAGCUCGACCGCGCCGAAUAAGAGAUCUAAGCUCAGCGAAUCCGAGCAAAGUCCUCCGCUGGGACGAUCGACUUAUCGUUCCCCCAGUGCCACUCCGGCCUCGACACACUUGAAGCCUGUGCCAUCGAAGCUCAAGAAGCAGACAUCUGCUGCCAGCGUCAAAUCAUCCCCCCCUCCAUCCUCGCGUGCCGUUUCUCUCGAGGUUAAUUCUCCCUCUCCCUCGAUGGCAGACACACCGACAAGCUCCAAUGAUGACGGUGAGGUAUUUUGUAUCUGCCGCAAGGGGGACAAUCAUACAUGGAUGAUUGCAUGCGAUGGUGGAUGUGAUGAGUGGUUUCAUGGCAACUGUGUGAACAUUCGAGAACGAGACGGGGAGCUCAUCGACAAAUACAUUUGUCCGAACUGUACGAAACCCGGGUUACAGACAACCUGGAAGCGCAUGUGUCGGCGCAAAGACUGCAGAAAGCCAGCUAGGGUGACGCAGGAUCCUCCCAGCAAAUACUGCUCGGAUGUUUGUGGGCGUAUGUUCUUCGUGGAAUUGGUCCAACGGGGCGAUCCUCAUGUGCAGACAAGCCGAGAUGGCCAAUAUGUCAUCGAGGCAGCGAAGUCGAAGAAACUUCGGAAGAAACACAAGAGACCUGACGCCCGAAACAAGGUUCCAAAGCCGAUUCUCAGCCUUGCCAAUGGAGACGUUGGAGACCUCGUCAACUCUGACAGCCGUCUUGCGACGCCUGCCUAUAGUGAUGAAGAGAAGACCGAGUACGAGACGGACAGCAGUCUUGACGAUGAUAUGCUUCCCAAUCGAGGUGCUGCAUUGCGAGCGGGAGAAAUCAAAGCGCUUCUAGACAGAUGCAAAACCAUUGAAGACUGGAGAGCUCUAGGAAGAAAACCAGACACACCGCCUCGGGAAAUGGAUGUGACUGAAUCAAAACCUCCCCCCCUGGAAUUUGACGACUUGGAAACUACCAAACUGGCCAGUAUUGACGAAGAGAAGCGACAACUCAAUGAAAGGUACGACAUGCUUAUGGCACGGGAAGCUUUCCUUGGAUUGGUGAAAGCACGAUCUAGCAGCAUCACGGAAGAAGUGAGAAAGACACAUCCGAAGAUGAAGGACGUGUGUGGGUUUGAUCCUCGAAUGUCAUGGUGCGAUGAAGAGUUUCUCACAUGGUAUCACCGAAAGGGAGGUAAAGAGAUCCUGGGGGCGGGUGCACAUGGCCGAAUUGGACCUCCUGACGACAACUCCGACGACGCAGACAAGAAACCCAAUGGAAUCAACAGGGUCAAGUCCAAUUCGAACCCGGACAGCGCAGACGAAGAAGAAGAUGAGUUGGACACCAUGCCUAAGAAAGGAGGAGUGUGUAUCAAGAAUCGCUGCCCUCGACACCGAAAUUGGGCCAAAGGUCAACUCGCAGAGUUGCGAUUCGAACAGGAUCUCGUCAGACGAGCGCUGUCGAGAUGUGAGACUCAAGAGAAUCAAAUUAGGGAGAGGGCCAUGUUGAAAGCGUGGGAGAUGAAAGGAUAA
Rhinocladiella mackenziei CBS 650.93 is the source of this 2460-nucleotide messenger RNA. RefSeq lists its product as uncharacterized. The coding region runs from base 1 to 2460 and encodes 819 amino acids. NCBI's taxonomy places the organism in Eukaryota, Fungi, Ascomycota, Eurotiomycetes, Chaetothyriales, Herpotrichiellaceae. Gene Ontology annotation, cellular component: Set1C/COMPASS complex. The record is from RefSeq and is a predicted model, not a curated record. The transcript has a single exon.